Chinchilla lanigera (long-tailed chinchilla) is the source of this 1942-nucleotide messenger RNA. RefSeq names its product coronin, actin binding protein, 2B (gene Coro2b). The transcript is spliced from 11 exons. Gene Ontology annotation, molecular function: actin filament binding. NCBI's taxonomy places the organism in Eukaryota, Metazoa, Chordata, Mammalia, Rodentia, Chinchillidae. Bases 1 to 1428 code for a protein of 475 amino acids. The record is from RefSeq and is a predicted model, not a curated record. Gene Ontology annotation, biological process: actin filament organization.
AUGUCCUGGCGUCCGCAGUACCGCAGCUCCAAGUUCCGGAACGUCUAUGGCAAGGUGGCCAACCGGGAGCACUGCUUCGACGGGAUCCCCAUCACCAAGAAUGUGCACGACAACCACUUCUGCGCCGUCAACGCCCGCUUCCUGGCCAUCGUCACAGAGAGCGCAGGAGGGGGCUCCUUCCUUGUCAUCCCCCUGGAGCAGACAGGCAGGAUCGAACCCAACUACCCCAAGGUGUGCGGCCAUCAGGGUAACGUGCUGGAUAUCAAGUGGAACCCCUUCAUCGACAACGUCAUUGCCUCGUGCUCGGAGGACACGUCGGUGCGGAUCUGGGAGAUCCCCGAAGGGGGGCUGAAGCGGAACAUGACGGAGGCGCUGCUGCAGCUGCACGGCCACAGCCGGCGCGUGGGGCUGGUCGAGUGGCACCCCACAACCAACAACAUCCUCUUCAGCGCUGGCUAUGACUACAAGGUCCUCAUCUGGAACCUGGACGUGGGUGAGCCGGUGAAGAUGAUCGACUGCCACACGGAUGUCAUCCUCUGCAUGUCCUUCAACACGGAUGGCAGCCUGCUCACCACCACGUGCAAGGACAAAAAGCUGCGUGUGAUCGAGCCGCGCUCUGGCCGUGUUCUGCAGGAGGCGAACUGCAAAAACCACAGGGUGAACCGGGUGGUGUUCCUGGGCAACAUGAAGCGGCUCCUCACCACCGGGGUCUCCAGGUGGAACACGAGGCAGAUCGCCCUCUGGGACCAGGAGGACCUGUCCAUGCCGCUGAUUGAGGAGGAGAUUGAUGGUCUCUCCGGCCUCCUGUUCCCUUUCUAUGAUGCUGACACUCACAUGCUCUACCUGGCUGGAAAGGGUGAUGGGAACAUCCGGUACUAUGAGAUCAGCACGGAAAAGCCCUACCUGAGUUACCUCAUGGAGUUCCGCUCCCCGGCUCCACAGAAAGGCCUAGGCGUCAUGCCCAAGCACGGGCUGGACGUGUCGGCCUGCGAGGUGUUCCGCUUCUACAAGCUGGUGACGCUCAAGGGUCUGAUCGAGCCCAUCUCCAUGAUUGUGCCGCGGAGGUCGGAUUCCUACCAGGAAGACAUUUACCCCAUGACGCCAGGCACGGAGCCAGCGCUGACCCCGGACGAGUGGCUGGGCGGCAUCAACCGAGACCCCGUGCUGAUGUCCCUGAAGGAGGGCUACAAGCGGUCCCCCAAAGUGGCGUUCAAAGCCCCCAUCAGAGAAAAGAAGAGCGUCGUGGUCAACGGCAUAGAUUUAUUAGAAAACGUCCCACCCAGGACAGAGAACGAGCUCCUGCGGAUGUUCUUCCGGCAGCAGGACGAGAUCCGGAGGCUGAAGGAAGAACUGGCUCAGAAGGACGUCCGCAUUCGGCAGCUCCAGCUGGAACUGAAAAACUUGCGCAACAGUCCCAAGAACUGCUAGCUCCAGGGCUGCUCUCCAAGUGGAUCUCUUCGUGGUUUCUACUCGCCCCUUAACUUCCGCUUAGCAGGUGGCCCCGGAGACAGAACUGGGACUGGAGCAGGGGGGCCAGCCCGAGGACCCCACCUUCCACCUCAACAACUGGAAGCCUACCCUUGACCUCCUGAUCUCGCGCUAAUCCUAGUUCCCAACGUCUCUUGGAGAACCCCACCCGCACCCCCUUCUCAGCCACCCCAGGAGCCAGGCCUCCCCUCAGCUGGGCCGGGACCUCGGACUCCCCAAGGAGUGCCCUCCAUGGACCAGGGACAGAGUGGGAUGCAGGAUCCCAGCUCAACCUAGGACUUAAACUUUUCCCUGCCAAGGAGCUGCCAGGACACGUGGGCUCCCCCGGCUCUGGGUCCCUCCUGGGCCUGCAGCGUGGGGCUGGAUCUCAGGCCGGGGGCUCCCCGCCUCUGCUGUGCCCUAACAGCCUUGGAAACCUGACUCACCUUCCCGUCUCUUCCCAUCCUUGCCCUUG